Aspergillus chevalieri is the source of this 945-nucleotide messenger RNA. Its product is annotated as cysteine and histidine-rich domain-containing protein. Bases 1 to 945 code for a protein of 314 amino acids. The record is from RefSeq and is a predicted model, not a curated record. The transcript has 3 exons. NCBI's taxonomy places the organism in Eukaryota, Fungi, Ascomycota, Eurotiomycetes, Eurotiales, Aspergillaceae.
AUGGCAUCCAAGUGUGUUCACAAAGGGUGCGGCAAGGAAUUCUCCAAUGCGGAUGAAGACUGCGUUUACCAUCCGGGGCCACCAGUGUUCCACGAGGGGCAGAAGGGCUGGAAAUGCUGCAAACCCCGCGUCCUCACCUUUGAAGAAUUCCUGACAAUCCCACCCUGCACCACCGGCAAGCACUCAACGGUCGACGACACACCCGUCGAGCCUGCGCAGCCAGCACCCGAGAAUGCCGCUGCUGAGAUCCCCGCCCCUCAACGAGUGACUGCUGAGCCGUCGCGACCAGCUGCCGCCCCGGCCGUUGCGCCUACGCCUCCUGCCCCCGCUACACCAGUCCCCGAAGAGCCGGAAGACGACGACCCCUCUCUCGAGAUCCCCGCGAAUGCUACUUGUCGCAGGAAAGCGUGCAAUGCGGGCUACGAUCCGUCGAUACCGCGGGAGGAGGAGAAAUGCGUGCACCAUCCCGGACAGCCUAUUUUCCACGAGGGGAGCAAGGGAUGGUCGUGCUGCAAAAAGAGGGUGUUGGAGUUUGAUGAAUUUUUGAAGAUUCAGGGUUGUCAGGAGCGGACGAAGCACUUAUUUGUUGGGAAGGGGAAGCCGGCUGGGGAGGAGAAAGUCGAGACUGUGAGGAGUGAUUUCUACCAAACUCCCGCAUCGGUGAACGUUUCGCUUUACCUGAAGAAAAUUGACAAGGAACACGCCAAAGUCAACUUCUCCGGCAACUCGAUCGACUUUGACCUCCCGACUACCGACAACAAGCGAUUCAAGGAUACAUACUCAUUGUUUGCGCCAAUUGAUCCUGAGAAGUCGCAGUUCCGGGUGUUGGGUACGAAGUUGGAGUUGACAUUGGCCAAGGCGGACGGCACGAGCUGGCCGGUGCUGCGCAGCGAUGAUAAAUGGAGCGGAGAAAGGAUUCAGAUUGGCAAUGCUGGACGGGUGUAA